Rotaria socialis is the source of this 327-nucleotide messenger RNA. The record is from the annotation of a GenBank genome assembly. NCBI's taxonomy places the organism in Eukaryota, Metazoa, Rotifera, Eurotatoria, Philodinida, Philodinidae.
AUGGCAUAUUUAAAUCAACAAGAUUCAUUUAUUAAUCAGGCAUGGCAAAAUGAUGUACGUGUUUGUCUACAACAAAAGAUGGUAAACUAUUUAGAAAACAAUUUACUUGCAUCCUGUCCGGAAAUAAAAAAGCAUGGUUUCGAUUCACAUACCGACUGUUAUCUUAAUCCAGAUCCUAGCAAUCCUGAGAUAACAUUUUGCCGUUUACCACCACAAGACAUGGCAAGAGUCAUAUGGAUUGCUAGAGGCGCUGCGUUUGAACCAGCUUUAUGGGUUCAAUUCAGUCGAUUAAUCACACACUGUGCGACUCAGACUUUCCAAGGUUAA